Molecule: messenger RNA, 1443 nt
Organism: Penicillium canariense
Lineage: Eukaryota; Fungi; Ascomycota; Eurotiomycetes; Eurotiales; Aspergillaceae
Product: class-II fumarase/aspartase family protein
Exons: 2
Coding region: 1-1443 (480 amino acids)
Molecular function (GO): catalytic activity
Source: RefSeq, a predicted model, not a curated record
AUGUCGCCAUCUGUGUGUCUCGCACGGCUGUCGCGGAUGACUUUGACCCGGCCCAGUGUUCUCGUCAACAUCACCAGCGGGCGGAGGUCAAUUGGCUUCGUGAGCGCAAUUGACUCGCGUAUCUUUCGCACGCUCUUUGGUACCGAAGAAAUUCGCAAGGUCUUCGAUGACGAAGCAUAUAUCCGCCGGUGUGUAGAUGCAGAGGCAGCUCUGGCACGGGCGCAAUCCCAAUGCAAUGUCAUCCCAUCAGAGAUUGGAGCAAUGGUGACACAAAGAUUGCAAGAAUCAAAGCUGGACUUCGAGCGACUGCGGCACGAAACCGAGAUCGUCGGCUACCCCAUUCUGCCUCUUGUCCGUCAGCUCUCAGCGAUUUGCGGCGACGAUGCCGGCAAGUAUGUGCACUGGGGAGCCACCACACAGGACAUCAUGGAUCUGGCGAGCGUAUUACAAAUGAAGGAAGGAUUGGACAUUAUCGAGAGGCUGCUGAAGGAUGUGAUCAAGACUCUGCGAGAGCUCUCGGCGAAGUACAGAAACACCCCUAUGGCUGGACGUACGCAUUUACAACAUGCGCUGCCGGUUACCUUCGGAUACAAGUGCGCCGUCUGGCUAUCAAGCUUUCAACGCCACCUUGAGCGACUGGAACAACUCCGGGAUCGGGCACUGUUGGUGCAGUUUGGUGGUGCCGCAGGCUCUCUUGCAUCUCUGGGGUCCGGCGACGACGGACUGCGUGUUCGAAAGGCUCUAGCAAAGGAACUCGGUCUGAAUGAUCCUUCCAUUACAUGGCACGUUGCUCGUGACGGCGUAGCGGAGAUUACCAACUUCCUGGCCCUGAUGGGCGGUUCUAUGGGCAAGUUGGCACUAGACAUUAUCAUCAUGUCGUCCAACGAGUUUAGCGAAGUGGCGGAGCCCUUUAUGCCUCAUCGGGGAGCCUCGUCUACCAUGCCGCAAAAGCGCAAUCCCAUCUCGAGUGAGGUGAUCCUGGCUGCCUCCAAACUCCUCCGCUCAAACGCAGGCCUAGUCCUUGAUGGCAUGGUUGCUGAUUUCGAACGCGCCUCAGGCCCCUGGCACUUGGAGUGGGUUGCCAUUCCAGAGAGCUUUGUGAUUGCCGUUGGUGCGUUAUCUCAGACUCAAUUUGCACUAUCUGGACUCUCUGUCAACACCAAGCAAAUGCUGGAGAAUCUUCACUCUACCAAGGGAUUGAUUGUGGGAGAGGCUGUGAUGAUGGGCAUGGCUCCUCAUGUGGGCCGUCAGCGAGCUCACGAUAUUGUCUACGAAGCAUGCCGCGAGAGUAUCGAGAAUAAGCGUACGCUCCUCGAAUGUCUUCUGGAAAAGGAAGAAGUAACCUCCAAAAUGAGCCAAGGGCGCCUGGCUGAGCUGUGCGAUCCUGUCAACUACCUGGGCGCAUCAUCAAGGAUGGUGGAUAAUGUACUAGCCGUCGAUUGA